GGAGUGUGGAAAGAACUUUUCUAAUAAUUACUCACUUAUAAGGCAUCAAAGGAGUCACAAAGGAGAGAAACCAUAUCAAUGCAUGGCGUGUGGAAAGGGCUUUAGUAGUAAAUAUGCUCUGAUUCACCAUAAAAGCAUCCAUACAGAGAAGAAGCCAUAUCAAUGCACAAAGUGCAGAAAAACCUUCUGUUAUUAUGACUCUUUUAUAAGACAUCAAAGAAUACACAAAGGAGAAAGACCUUAUAAAUGCAUGGAGUGUGGACAGACCUUUACUUAUAGCAUUAAUCUUAAUUCCCACAAGAGGAUCCACAAAGGAGAGAAACCAUAUCAAUGCAUGGAGUGUGGAAAGACCUUUACUUGCACCAGUGAUCUUACUUCCCACAAAAGGAUCCACACAGGAGAGAAGCCAUAUAAAUGUGUGGAAUGUGGAAAGGGCUUUAAGUGGAAUUCUGCUCUUACCUCACACAAAAGGAUCCAUACAGGAGAGAAGCCAUAUCAAUGCAUGGUGUGUGGAAGGAGCUUUACAUGUGGCAGUAGUCUUUAUUCCCACAGGAGGAUCCACACAGGAAAGAAACCAUAUCAAUGUAAGGAGUGUGGAAAGAGCUUUACGUGUACCAAUCAUCUUAACCGUCACAAGAGAAUCCACACAAGAGAAAAGCCAUAUCAAUGCAUGGAGUGCAGAAAGACCUUUACUUGUACUGGUCAUCUUAAUUCCCACAAAAAGACCCACACAGGAGAGAAGCCUUAUCAAUGCAUGGAAUGUGGAAAGACCUUUGCUUGUAGCAGUACUCUUAAUUCCCACAAGAGGAUCCACACAGGAGAGAAACCAUAUCAAUGUGCGGAAUGUGGAAAGAGCUUUAAAAGUAAAUAUGCUCUGAUUCACCAUAAAAGCAUCCAUACAGACGAGAAGCCAUAUCAAUGUGUGGAGUGCAAAAAAACUUUCCUUUACAAUCAUUCUCUUAUAAUACAUCAAAGGAAUCACAAAGGAGAAAAACCUUAUAAAUGCAUAGAGUGUGGAAAGACCUUCACUUGUAGCACUAAUCUUAAUUCCCACAAAAAGAUCCACACAGGAGAGAAGCCAUAUCAAUGUGUGGAAUGUGGAAAGGGCUUUAAGUGGAAUUCUACUCUUACCUCCCACAAAAGGAUUCACACAGGAGAGAAACCAUAUCAAUGUACAGUGUGUGGAAGGACUUUUGCUUAUAGGAGUAGUCUUAAUUCCCACAAAAAGAUCCACACAGAAGAGAAGCCAUAUCAAUGUGUGGAAUGUGGAAAGGGCUUUAAGUGGAAUUCUGCUCUUACCUCCCACAAAAAGAUUCACACAGGACAAAAGCCAUAUCAAUGCCUGGAGUGUGGAAAGACCUUCACUUGUAGCAGUAGUCUUAAUUCUCACAAUUUGAACCACACAGGGGAGAAGCCAUAUGAAUGCAUUGAAUGUGGAAAGGCUUUUAGGGAGAGUAGUAAUCUUACCUCCCAUAAGAGGAUCCAUACAGUGUCACAUUGAAAUCCACACUAAUCUCUUCAAACCAUGGGAGUCUUCAGCUCUUUUAUCUAGAAGAAAAUUGGUAUUUUGUUUAGUCUGGAUGAGUCUUUUAACUUCCUACUCAUAUUUUCUUGAGCUGUCUUCUCAACUGAAAAACCAAAAUGAAGCUUUUUUUCUUUUCUGCCUCAUGGAAUUUGAAGGCAAAUCUCAAUAUUUGCCUUCCUCCAUUUUGUAAUUCCAUCUUUCCUCCAGUCACCUAUGAGACACCAUUCUCCUAUUCGUCUCUCCAUCAUGGCGCCUUGUUUUGAGGUAAAAUUUCUAAAACUUCCAUGAGUUUGAGCUUUCUCUCCAUUUUGGAACUUGUUUCCUUUUGAUGCCCCCUUUUCAAGCAAGAUCGUUUCUUCCAGAUUCUUCCCAUUGUUGCUGCUACCAGAUGCUAUUUUGAACUGCUGUUAGCUGCCCCGAGGCAUGAAUUUGAAAAGGCAGCUGAAAUAAUGGAAAUAAAACAUCACUAUAAAUCUU
This is a messenger RNA of Pseudonaja textilis, 2002 nucleotides long. The record is from RefSeq and is a predicted model, not a curated record. NCBI's taxonomy places the organism in Eukaryota, Metazoa, Chordata, Lepidosauria, Squamata, Elapidae.